GUCGAAUGCAUCGGAAAGUGUGCAGGAGUUGAUUCGUAAUGGGAACCAAAUCGCUGUUGUGCCUGAUGUCGACUUGCCUCUGCCUGUCAUCGGCCGCCUUCCCGCCGGACUGCGACUACCUGCAAAAAUUCGUGCUCGGCCAAAAGUACUACAUUUACAACCCCGGCUACCCCAGGAAGUACGCCCCCGGCACGGACUGCUUCUGGUACGGCGUCAGCCCAUCGGGCACCAGCAUCGUCAUCACCUGCGAGGAAAUCGAUUUGCCCAGCGUAAGUACCGCGGCGUUCCUCGCCGAUCCCCGUGUCGAUCUGCAGGUGGAUUUUCAAUUGCAGACACCCAGAUGCAACGGAGACAAACUCAAAGUUUCCCUAUCGGGCAGCUCGGAUUUCCGGGAUUCCCGAAACUACUGCGGCUUCGGUACCGUCUCGUUGAUAUCCGAAGACAAUAAAAUAGCAGUAGGCGAUACGUUGAUAUCUCAAGGCGGUAGGUUCCUUUGCUCCCUUACGGCUUUGGAAAACUUCGAUUCCACCGCCAACUCGUCGUCCAACACAGAAACCCCGAGCGCCUGCGAUUGCGGUUUAAAAUCCAGCAGGAGGAUCGUGGGCGGCGUUAACACCAAAAUCAACGAGUACCCUUCGAUGGCCGGUUUGGUGGAUAUUCCCAAUCCGGAAAUCCUCUGCGGAGCCAACAUAAUAUCCGAUAGGUAUCUAUUGAGCGCUGCUCAUUGCAUGGCGGUGUUCACUUUGGAUUCCAUGGGGAUAUUAGUGGGCGAUUGGAACAUAUCUACUGGUUCUGAUACGCAAUUUGCGGCUUUAUACAAAGCUUUAAAUAUUUAUGUACACCCGAAAUUCGACGCGAGGAAGCAAAUCAACGAUCUGGCCAUCAUCAAAACCGAGCGAAAAAUCGCGUUUUCGUUGAAAGUCAACCCGAUUUGCCUGCCAUUCAGGUUCACCACGUUCGAUUUCACCGAUCAAAACGCCACCCUCUUAGGUUGGGGCCAGUUGUUCUUCUCGGGGCCGAUGUCCGAUACGCUGCAGAAGGUGAACGUGGACGUGGUGAACAACACCUACUGCGCGGAGAAAUUGGCGCCGAACGCGAUCGAAAAUUCGCAAAUUUGCACGUUCACGCCGGGCAAGGACGCCUGUCAAAGCGAUUCGGGCGGUCCUUUGCUGUGGUUUGAUCCGAGAUCGACGAGACUCCAGCAAAUCGGCGUCGUCUCCUACGGGUACGCAUGCGCGAGCAACAAACCGGGGGUUCACACGCGCGUCACCUCCUAUUUGACGUGGAUCGUGUCACAAACGAGCGCUACCCGAUCGCUGCUUGCGGUAUUCCUGGCCGGUUUCCUUCGGUUUUCCUUGGCUAUUUAUCCGCCGGGUUGCAGUUACAAAGACACUAAUUUACAAUUGAACAAGGAAUACUAUGUGUACAACAUUGGGUAUGGGAAUAAUUACACGGCUUAUACGGAUUGCGAUUGGUACGGGGAAUCCCCCGUUGGGACCCAAAUACAUAUUUACUGCGAGGAUGUCUUAAUACCCACUUCCGUAGAGUGCAAGGGUGAUCAAUUGAGGGUGUCUUUGAGCGGAGAUACCAGUUUCAGAGAUGUUAAAGUGUAUUGUGGAGUGGGUGCAUUGAGCUUGAUCGCCAAUUCUAAUAAAGUUGCAAUUGGCUUGAAAGCUGCCUACAAUUCGCCAGGGGGUAGAUUCCUAUGCACCCUCACCCCCAAAACACCAGCAAUUAACUGCGAUUGCGGCUGGAAACGCUCCACGAGAAUAGUAGGAGGCCAGCCGACGGGCGUCAACGAGUACCCGAUGAUGGCCGGUUUGAUCGACUCCCGGGUGAAGACCACCCCCGAAGUGAUAUGCGGCGGUACCAUAAUAUCGACGCAAUACGUCGUGACGGCGGCCCAUUGCCUGGCCCAGAUCCCCGUGCAGUACAUGGGGGUGCUGGUGGGCGACUGGGACAUCACCACAGGUGCUGAUACGGCCGCUGCGCAGCUGUACCCGGUCGCUUGGGCGAAGGCCCAUCCGUCGUUCAACUACAAUCUGCAGAUCAACGACAUCGCCAUCGUGAAGACCUCCAGCUCGAUGAGGUUCAGUUUGGAGGUGGGGCCGGCUUGCUUGCCGUUCUCCUACGCGCAGGAGAGCUUCACCGGGGAGGUGGUAACGUAUCUCGGCUACGGGCAGACGUUCUUCAACGGUCCCACUUCUGAUAUGGUGCAAAAGGCGAGCGUGAGCGUCAUCUCGAACCAGCAGUGUCAGGUGUCCUAUCCCAACAACCAGAUCAUCCAAGGCCAAAUGUGCACGUACACGUCUGGAAAGGACGCUUGCCAAGGGGAUUCCGGUGGUCCUGCAUUGUGGAUGCAACCUUACCAAAACAGGCUCUAUUUGCUGGGCGUGAUUUCGUACGGAUACGCUUGUAACGUCAGACCUGGCAUAACCGCCAGAGUGACCAGCUAUUUGGAUUGGAUCGUCACCAACACUCCAGACGCCAAUUACUGCAGAAUGUAA
Messenger RNA from Phyllotreta striolata, 2507 nucleotides. NCBI's taxonomy places the organism in Eukaryota, Metazoa, Arthropoda, Insecta, Coleoptera, Chrysomelidae. The record is from the annotation of a GenBank genome assembly.